UCCCAGCAUCCUCAGCGCGUCGCUAAAAUCGACUAUUUCCGGUUAAGACGCGAAAGUCGAGGUCCCAAGCUAACGCACAAAUAUGGCAGACCUUCUUGAAGAAAACCUUCAAAACUACAAGACCGCUCCGUUUGACGCCCGGUUCCCCAACACCAACCAGACCCGCAACUGUUACCAGAACUACCUUGAUUACCACAGGUGCAACAAGACCCUGGCAGCCAAAAAACAGGAUUUGACCCCCUGCAUGUGGUACCAGAAGGUUUAUAAAAGCCUCUGUCCCAUAAACUGGGUGGAGAAAUGGGACGAGCAGGUAGAAAACGGAAGCUUCCCUGGAAAGAUCUGAACCGUCCUGGUACUAGUCUGGGUGCUUUCGCCUAAAUCUGUGUAGUGUGCAUGAAAACCUUUUCCAAAACAGUUGUUACAUUGUCAUUUUCGUUGUUACCUCUGAUGCUAGCUCAUGCACAAAUUGUAAAAUCUGAAGGUUUCUUGUUUCUUACUGUGUUCUUAAGGAAUACAGUGUAGAAAUAUUCCUACAUUGUUUAAUAGGAAGUUUUAGGAUUUGGUUACAUGGGUUUAACGUUUCAUCAGUACAGUUAACAGACGGCAGACUUGAGUGGCUUCUCCUAAGGUAAUCAUUGUAUGUUAGUUACUGUGCUUGUUCAGGGGGGAAGUAAUGGAAAUGGAAAAUACUUUCAUUGGUGUUUAAAUCAUUUCAGUGCUCCAUGACUUGAUUAAAGCAUAAAGGAACUGACACUUCAAUAAUAGGCCUACCUCAAACACUCUGUAAGCAUACACACGCUCACACACUGGUCAUCUGAAAGAGUUUUAAAAAUGACAAUUCUAAUAAACAAGUGUAUUCGACUGGUUGAA
Molecule: messenger RNA, 870 nt
Organism: Nematolebias whitei (Rio pearlfish)
Lineage: Eukaryota; Metazoa; Chordata; Actinopteri; Cyprinodontiformes; Rivulidae
Product: cytochrome c oxidase subunit 6B1
Exons: 4
Coding region: 83-343 (86 amino acids)
Cellular component (GO): mitochondrion; respiratory chain complex IV
Source: RefSeq, a predicted model, not a curated record